AAUCACUCACUUUACAAACCCCCAAAUUCAAUUUAAUCCGGCAUGGAAAAGUAUGCUGUUCCGGUACCUCCGAUCGGCAGAAACCCUAAGCGGUCGCAAUGGAAAAGGAGUCUGAUUCAGUUGACCGGAAAAUUUGACCGGAAUUACAUUCACGACGUCUCUCCGCUUCUAAUGCAAUCCUAUUCUGAGAUUAGGGCGUUUCCUCACACAUAUUAUCACCGCGAAUCACCGUGUUCUACACAUGUUGACUCACUAUAUACCGUUCCUAUGAUGCGUGGGAUGCACCUUGAAACUAUGCCCGCUAGGUUGGGUGUAUCUUCUUUGGAAUUUGACACAGAGGGAAUCUAUUUGGUAUCAGUGACAAGAUCAGGGUGCUUAACAGUGCAUGGAUUUGAAUCUCUAUACUCUCAGAGUAAUCAAUCUGGCACUGAGGAAGAUCUGACGAAACAGCUGCUGCACAUCUCUAUAUUUACUGGUGCAAGUGCUGUAUGCUGGAAUCCAGCUAAUCAGGAUGAGGUCGCAUGUACUUCCCUGAACACUAAUGAAGUUCAUAUCUUUGACAUUGGGUAUAUUUCUUCUGAACCGUCGGAGAUAUUGAGAAAGCGGCCUACUGUCAGUGUUCAUGGUAGUAAUGUGCGCAAAGGUUUAUCUGAUAUAGCCUUGUUUAAUGACGACACAAGGGUAAUUGCUUCAGAUACAUGUGGAACAAUAAGUCUGUGGGACAGAAGAGUGAGUGAUCUUCCACAAACUGGACUUACUACCAAUGCAGAUAGCGGGAUUACCAGCAUUCAACUAGAUGGAGAUCAAUGUGUAAUUGGUGCUAGUAAGAGUGGUUUUAUUUAUGUUUGGGAUCUACGUGGUGGACGAUCAUCAGCUGCUUUUCAAAGUCACAAGGAGGUAUGCUCUUCUCCUCUAACAUCAGUAAGGCUAGCAUUUCUGCUGAAUAAGAUUGGACCUUUAAAGGCACAAUCAAAUAUACUACCGAAGGAAAUACAGUCAAUCAACAUUAAUCCAUCUUGUAAACAUCAGCUGGGCUUCCAUCUCGACGAUGGUUGGUCUGGUGUUUUGGAUAUGCAUAAUUUCCAAGUGUCACAUAUUCAUUGCCCUCCCCCACCUUGGCUUAGGGGUGACUCAGAUAUUGUAACGGCUUUACUACCCACGAGGAAACCAUCAUGGCUACCUCAACAAUCGAUCUAUGCAGUUGGUUCUACUUCAAGCAAUGGGCUGCACCUUUUAGAUUUCAAUCCGAACACCAACUCUCCAUGCCAUGUAGAUUACGAUGAGUCAAAGAUUCCAGAGGAACCCUUUCGGCAUAAACGAAACAUAUUUGUACCAUCAAAUGAACACGUUACUGCUUGUGUCACUCACCCCCUUGAUGGCACCAUUGUUGGUGGAACCGUUGAAGCAUCUUUAGUGAUGAUUUCUCAAAAUCAUGUUUGCAAGAAUGAAGACGCUGCCGCUCUUGCUGAGAAUCAGUGAAAGACAAUAGACCCAGGAGCUGUAAAUUGGCCAGUGUAAGGUUAAUACAAACGUUAUUUGCAACUUUUUCCUUUUAAGUUAUAACUUUCUCUUGAAUUAUAUUUAGUCCUUCAGUUAGGUGUUAAAUUUAAGUUCAUUUUUUUCUCUUAACCUUUUCUAUUUUUGAUUUUUUAUAUUUAUAAAAAAAUGGUAAAUUCAUUA
Messenger RNA from Erigeron canadensis, 1680 nucleotides. RefSeq lists its product as uncharacterized. NCBI's taxonomy places the organism in Eukaryota, Viridiplantae, Streptophyta, Magnoliopsida, Asterales, Asteraceae. The transcript has 18 exons. The coding region runs from base 43 to 1479 and encodes 478 amino acids. Gene Ontology annotation, molecular function: protein binding. The record is from RefSeq and is a predicted model, not a curated record.